Molecule: messenger RNA, 3184 nt
Organism: Pteropus alecto (black flying fox)
Lineage: Eukaryota; Metazoa; Chordata; Mammalia; Chiroptera; Pteropodidae
Gene: CPT1B
Product: carnitine palmitoyltransferase 1B
Exons: 17
Coding region: 81-2738 (885 amino acids)
Biological process (GO): fatty acid metabolic process; carnitine metabolic process
Cellular component (GO): mitochondrion
Molecular function (GO): carnitine O-palmitoyltransferase activity
Source: RefSeq, a predicted model, not a curated record
GCCCUCAGCAGGGGGCGGGGCCAGCCUGAGCGCAUCCGGGUACCCUCCUGCCCCCUCCCAGGUGCGGGCCAACCUCCAGGAUGGCGGAAGCGCACCAGGCCGUGGCCUUCCAGUUCACCGUGACCCCAGAUGGGGUCGACUUCCGGCUCAGUCGGGAGGCCCUGAAACACAUCUACCUGUCCGGGAUCAACUCCUGGAAGAAACGCCUGAUUCGCAUCAAGAACGGCAUCCUUAGGGGUGUGUAUCCCGGGAGCCCUACCAGCUGGCUGGUUGUCGUCAUGGCGACAGUGGGUUCCUCCUACUGCAACGUGGACAUCUCUAUGGGGCUGGUCUGUUACAUCCAGAGACGCCUCCCUGAGGGAUGUGGCCCCUACCAAACCCCGCAGACGCAGGCGCUCCUCAGCAUGGCCAUCUUCUCCACUGGGGUCUGGGCGCUGGGCAUCUUCUUCUUCCGCCAAACCCUGAAACUGCUGCUUUCCUACCACGGUUGGAUGUUUGAGAUGCAUGGCCAGACCAGCUACUUCACCAAAGUCUGGGCUAUCUGUGUCCGCCUUCUGUCCAGCGGGCGGCCCAUGCUCUACAGCUUCCAGACGUCUCUGCCCAAGCUUCCUGUGCCCAAAGUGUCGGACACAAUUCAGCGGUACCUGGAGUCUGUGCGGCCCUUGUUGGAUGACAAGGAGUACCACCACAAGGAGGCGCUGGCCAAGGACUUCCAGAACAAGUUGGCCCCCAGGCUGCAGAAGUACCUGAUUCUCAAGUCCUGGUGGGCAACAAACUAUGUGAGCGACUGGUGGGAAGAGUACAUCUACCUGCGAGGCAGGACCCCCAUCAUGGUGAACAGCAACUACUACGUCAUGGACUUUGUGCUCAUCAGGAACACAGAGGUGCAAGCAGCUCGUCUGGGGAACGUCGUUCACACCAUGAUCACAUAUCGCCGCAGGCUGGACCGCGAACAGAUCAAGCCUGUGAUGGCACUGGGCAUAGUGCCUAUGUGCUCCUACCAGAUGGAGAGGAUGUUCAACACCACUCGGAUUCCGGGCAAGGAGACAGAUGUACUGCAGCACCUGGCGGAGAGCAGGCAUGUGGCGGUGUACCACAAGGGCCGCUUCUUCAAGGUGUGGCUCUAUGAAGGCUCCAGCCUGCUCAAGCCUAGGGACCUGGAGCUGCAAUUCCAGAGGAUCCUGGACGACCCCUCGCCGCCUCAGCCAGGGGAGGAGAAGCUGGCGGCCCUCACUGCCGGCGGAAGGUACCGCAGUCCGAGUCAGCAGACCCUGCUGGCUGGAGGUCAGGGCUCCGUGAGGAGAGGAGCUGGGCCCGGCACCCACCCGGGGACUCGGGGACUCACUCUGCCGAGGCACUGCCAAGGGAGGGGCGUGCGGGCCGCGCGCGGUGCCGAGAGGCAUGGUGCAGCGCUGCAGCUGUGGUGUCUAGCGGGGUGGUGGCCAGGUUGCGGUGCACGGGGGCAGGGGCACCUUCUGGGACAGCCCUGCAGUCCCACCGCGGCCCAGCUCCGGGCUGGGUCCUGGGAGGUGUCCCCUCCGCGGCCCGCAGCCGCCCCACCGCUCACCCCACCCUCACGUCCCAGAGUGGAGUGGGCCCAGGCACGCCAGACCUUCUUCAGCUCCGGCAGGAACAAGGCCUCUCUGGAUGCCAUCGAGCGCGCGGCUUUCUUCGUGGCCCUGGAUGAGGAGUGUCACUGCCAUGACCUGAAUGACGAUGCCUGCCUCAGCCUGUACGGCAAGGCGCUGUUGCACGGCAACUGCUACAACAGGUGGUUCGACAAGUCUUUCACGCUCGUGGUCUUCGAGAACGGCAAGAUGGGCCUCAACACGGAGCAUGCCUGGGCAGACGCCCCUAUCAUCGGGCACCUCUGGGAGUUUGUCCUGGGCACUGACACCUUCCACCUGGGGUACACGGACACUGGGCACUGCCUGGGCACACCGAACACUGCGCUGCCACAUCCUCAGCGGCUGCAGUGGGCCAUCCCGGAGAAGUGCCAGGCGGUCAUCGAGCGUUCCUACCAGGUGGCCAAGGCGCUGGCAGAUGACGUGGAAUUGUACUGCUUCCAGUUCUUGCUCUUCGGCAAGGGUCUCAUCAAGAAGUGCCGGACCAGUCCCGACGCCUUCGUGCAGAUUGCCCUGCAGCUGGCGCACUUCCGGGACAGGGGCAAGUUCUGCCUGACCUAUGAAGCCUCCAUGACCAGGAUGUUCCGUGAGGGGAGGACGGAGACUGUGCGCUCCUGCACCCGCGAGUCCGCAGCCUUUGUCAAGGCCAUGGUGGAAGGGACCCACAAGAAAGCAGACCUCCAGAGUCUCUUCCGGAAAGCCUCUGAGAAGCACCAGAACUUGUACCGCCUGGCCAUGACGGGCGCUGGCAUUGACAGACACCUCUUCUGCCUCUACGUGGUCUCUAAGUACCUGGGGGUCAGCUCCCCCUUCCUGGCUGAGGUGCUCUCAGAACCCUGGCGCCUCUCCACCAGCCAGACCACUCAGUUCCAGAUCCGCAUGUUUGACCCAAACAAGUACCCCAAUCACCUGGCCCCUGGCGGUGGUUUUGGCCCUGUGGCAGACGAUGGCUACGGGGUUUCCUACAUGAUUGCGGGUGAGAACACCAUCUUCUUCCACAUCUCCAGCAAGUUCUCAAGCUCAGAGACAAAUGCCCAGCGCUUUGGGAACCACAUCCGCCAAGCUCUGCUGGACAUUGCUGAUCUCUUCCAAGUUCCCAAAGCUGAUAGCUGAGGGCCGGAGAGAUGCCAGCCACCCUUUCAUCCCCACGUUAGAGGAAUGGGUCUGUGGUCAGCUUGCAGGCACGAGGGGUGGCCGUGCACAGGUGACCAGCUCCAAAGACAGCUCGGGCAGCAGGGGCUCCCCAGGCAGACGCUGCCCCUGAGGGUCCAUGUGGCAGAGGUGGAGUUGGAGCAUGGAGGGGGUUUUGAUUUUAUUUCUUGGUAGAUACUAAUAAAAAUAAGGCUGUGUAAUUCUCUCUGAGCCUGUAGGUUCCUGUGUUUUGUUUGGGAAGUAGAAGACUCUCCUCCAGCCCUAGCUCAGGCCAGAGAGAUGGCAAGGGCAGGGCUGAGACUGGGAGACUAGGAGAGGCUUGUGACCUCUUAUGAAAUGUGUCUCUGCUGAGGUCACUGUCCAUAGCCACUGUGUGCACUUGGAAUAAACUCUUGCUUCAGAACCUU